Nyctereutes procyonoides (raccoon dog) is the source of this 8792-nucleotide messenger RNA. RefSeq names its product exonuclease 3'-5' domain containing 2 (gene EXD2). Gene Ontology annotation, cellular component: nucleus; cytoplasm. The record is from RefSeq and is a predicted model, not a curated record. The transcript has 10 exons. Bases 318 to 2198 code for a protein of 626 amino acids. Lineage: Eukaryota; Metazoa; Chordata; Mammalia; Carnivora; Canidae. Gene Ontology annotation, biological process: nucleobase-containing compound metabolic process. Gene Ontology annotation, molecular function: nucleic acid binding; 3'-5' exonuclease activity.
CGGAAGUGGUUUCGGCCCUAGUGGAUCCGGGUGGGUGCGCGCAGGUGGCCGAGGAGGGUUCCAGGUCCUCAGCGUGAGGUGCCGCAGGUGUUCAGGUUGGGUCCUGGGUCGCAGGAAAACAAAAGAUAGAUGGUGGAGAAAAUCACAUGUGAUAAGAAAAAUGGAAGAAAGACUAUUUUGUGGGGUUUCCCUGACUAAAGGAAUCUACAAUUCUUAUUUUUUUUAAUUGUAUAAACUAAAUGAACAUCAAACUGAUCACACAGUGGUCAACUAAGGAUUGUGGGAUUAGUGAUAUGCUUUCCUAAACAGCACAAAAAAUGUUGAAGAUGUCUAGAUACUUAAUGGCUUUGACAAUGACCACCCUCGUCGGUGUGGCCGUGGGGGGGUUUGUCCUAUGGAAAGGCAUCCAGCGGCGGCGGAGGAAUAAAGCGAGCCUUGAUGGUGGGCAGCAGUGGCGUUGGCAGCAGCAAGCACCCGGUGGGAGACAGCUGCCCCCUCCAGAGGAGGACCAGCUUCGCCCCAGUGCCCCCAGAGCCUCAUGGGAGGAGAGGAUCCUCGGAGCAAAGGUGGUGACUGUGUCUCAGGAGGCGGAGUGGGAUCAAAUCGAGCCCUUGCUUAGGAGUGAGUUAGAAGAUUUUCCAGUACUUGGAAUCGACUGUGAGUGGGUGAAUUCGGAAGGCAGAGCCAGUCCUCUGUCACUCCUUCAAAUGGCCUCCCCAAGUGGCUUCUGUGUCUUGGUUCGCUUGCCAAAGCUGAUCUGUGGAGGAAAAACACUACCAAAAACGUUAUUGGACAUUUUGGCAGAUGGCACUAUUUUGAAAGUUGGAGUAGGAUGUUCAGAAGAUGCCAGCAAGCUUCUGCAGGACUAUGGUCUUGUGGUUAAGGGCUGCCUGGACCUCCGGUACCUAGCUGUGAGGCAGAGAAACAAUUUGCUCUGUAAUGGGCUCAGCCUGAAAUCCCUUGCCGAGACAGUUUUGAACUUUUCACUUGACAAGUCCCUUCUGCUUCGCUGCAGCAACUGGGAUGCUGAGAAUCUUACUGAGGACCAGGUGAUUUAUGCUGCCAGGGAUGCCCAGAUUUCAGUGGCUCUCUUUCUCCAUCUUCUUGGAUACCCUUUCUCUAGGAACUCAACUCUAGAUGGAUACGAUGACCACAUUGGCUGGAGAAAAGUCUUGGAGAAAUGCCAAGAUAUGGUAGACAUCCCAUUCCGAAGCAAAGGAAUCAGCCGACUGGGGGAAGAGUUUAAUGGGGAAGCUGCAGAAGCUCAGCAGAAACCAAGAAAUAAGAAGUCUAAGAUGGAUGGAACGAUGCUAGGCAACCACCAAGGGAGAGACCCCAGAAGGCAUAAAAGAAAGCCCCUGGGGGUGGGCUAUUCAGCCAGAAAAUCACCCCUCUAUGACAACUGCUUCCUCCAUGCUCCUGAUGGACAGCCCCUCUGCACUUGUGACCGAAGGAAAGCUCAGUGGUACCUGGACAAAGGCAUUGGAGAGCUGGUGAGUGAGGAGCCUUUUGUGGUCAAGCUACAGUUUGAACCUGCAGGAAGACCCGAAUCUCCAGGAGACUAUUACUUGAUGGUUAAGGAGAACCUGUGUGUAGUCUGUGGCAAGAAGGACUCAUACAUUCGGAAGAACGUGAUUCCACAUGAGUACCGGAAGCACUUCCCCAUUGAGAUGAAGGACCACAACUCCCAUGAUGUGCUGCUGCUCUGUACCUCCUGCCAUGCCAUCUCUAACUACUAUGACAACCACCUGAAGCAGCAGCUGGCCAGGGAGUUCCAGGCCCCCAUCGGCUCUGAGGAAGGUCUGCGCCUGCUGGAAGAUCCUGAGCGCCGGCAGGUACGGUCUGGGGCCAGGGCCCUGCUCAACGCAGAGGGCCUGCCUGCUCAUCGUAAGGAGGAGCUGCUGCAAGCACUCAGAGAAUUUUACAACACAGAUACAGUCACAGAUGAGAUGCUUCAAGAGGCUGCCAGCCUGGAGACAAGGAUUUCCAAUGAAAACUACAUUCCUCAUGGGCUGAAGGUGGUGCAGUGCCAUAGCCAGGGCGGGCUGCGCUCCCUCAUGCAGCUGGAGAGCCGCUGGCGCCAGCACUUCCUGGACUCCAUGCAGCCCAGGUACCUGCCCCAGCAGUGGUCGGUGGACCACAACCAUCAGAAGCUGCUCCGGAAAUAUGGGGAAGACCUUCCCAUCAAGCUGUCGUGAUAGCGGCUUUCCUCCCAGGUUAGGACAGCUGGGAAGCUGAGUAAAGGUGGGAAAGUCACCUCUUCCCGUGUCAUUAAUUGUCAGAGCCUAGUGUUACAACUUGGAAUGCUAACCCACGCUGAUCCCAGGAUGCUUCUGGUGGAGCGAGGCUGUUGCUUCAAGGGGAGCUUAUGGUUUUGGAUUUUAGUUGGGCAGGGUAAGAAUUCUUUUUUGCCUCCUUAUUUUAUUUUUAUGGACAAAAGGGCCUUGGCCUCCAUUUUACUUUCCUUCUUUUGCUUUCCCUGUGCAGACAGCAAAUGAAGGAGUCUCCCUGAAGUGACUUGUUAAGACGCUCAGGUUUUUAAUACAUUUCUUCCCUGUCUAGUAUGUUGGUUUUUCUCAAACAGGAGGAAGUCAAGUAUUUUAAUCCCAUUGGGUUAGGAUGGGAGAAAACAUGCUUCUAGAGGUUGGAGAGGUGAACAAGGAGUCGGAUUCAUUUUCCCAGUUCCAGCUCAUAAUUACAAACUCUUUGGCUCUCCCACAGUUCACCUGGUUGAGAUCCAUUCCAUCUAGGUCACUUCAGUUUAUUUCCAUACUUGAGAAUGCUCCCCUUUCCAUGUCCAGGACCAAAGCAGCAACUUCCUGCCAUAUGCUUCCACCCUAACACUGAAGGAAAUCCUUUUCUGGAAAUAGGCCUUCUAACUGGGUGGGGCAGAGAGAAGUAUAAGCACCGUCUCUCAAGAGAACUUUGAUAUUUGCUCAGCUUUCCCUUUCAUGCUUUGUUGUCUGUCUGUUGCAAUCCUCCUGUCCAGAAGUACAAGGUUUUUAGCUUAAUCCCUUUCUGAGACAAAGAUUAUCUUCUUUCAGAAUCAAUGUCAGGUCCUUUCUGUGUCUAUGUUCCAUCAGAUUUGUAAUACUGACCUUUUUUAAACACUUAAUUCUCUCUUGGAGUCCUUUGGUUUCUCCACCUGCUCUCAUGCCUGGGACUCCUAGAUUAACUCAUAUAUUUACAUGUUCAAAAUGGUGGUGUUUCAUCUCUUUAUAGUAAAGCCACCACUUUGAGGAUGAAAUCAAGUUAUUAGUGAUUAGUAUUUUUUCUAAACUAUGAGAACUUUUUUAUUUUACAAGAUCGUAGCAAACUUUAAAAAAUAAUUUUAUGACCAGAAUCCAGCAGUUUUGAAAUUGUGCCCAGGUUGAUGAUAGUUAUUCUAACACUGAUAAAUAAAACUUCUUCUAAGCACAAAGCUCACUGUAAAUGUAAAAACUUUUUUUCUUCACAGCUUUAUAAAAUCGGUAAAUCUUCUUGGAGGAGGAAAUAUUUAUCCUUCAGGUCUGUGCCGUGUGGCAGCGGUAUGGUAUCCACACAGGUGUACUGCACAGAGCAUGCACAUAGACAUACCAUGCACAGAUGUACCACACACGACGUGCGUGCAGACAUACCAUGCACAGAUGUACCACACACAGCAUGCGCACAGACAUACCGUGUGCAUUGUGACUAUAACCCAUCAACACAUGGUCAGCAGAUGGAUGUGCACAUCUUGCACUUUAUUCCUCUGCUCCUUCAUUUCCUCUUGUCCUCAACCAGGUAUUUCUGGGAUCUGAACUAGGAAUCCUUGAAAAUGAAUAGUACCAGCCACCUUGGGGACAGUAUGUUCAGUGUGGUAGGUAACUGUGGGGCAUGUGCCUCAGUGACAACCCCAGGCUCGAGAGUCCAGAAACAAUGGAGAUUGAUGGGUGGUCCUUAAAGUAGGCAGGCUUGCCACAAGGUGGCACUCACAGAUUUUGUUUUAUAUUCAUUCUUGAGAAAUAGGGCUUUUAUACAUGGUCCCUGAACAUAACCGAUGACUUAUAUUUCCACAUUUGUGUAACUGAUUUGGGAUAAUUUGGAUAGGUUUAAAAGAAAAACUUCUUCCUCUGAAACAGGGAGUAGAGUGCCUGCAUUCUCUUUCCCUGUGAUCCUCAUGCUAAGAGGGAAGAAACACAAGGUCAUUUAGGUGUAAUGGUUGCUGUGGGAAGAAGAAAUGGAUUUUCCAACAGAGCUUCCUGCAGAGCCCAGUUACAGAGCCAGCAGGCACCGUAGAGAAAGAAGCUAGACUGGCACAUGAGAUUUCUCACCCUUCCCAGAAGUUCCUGUGUAGAUUUGACUCUUUGUUCUCUGAGUCAGCCUUUAGCACCCUUUCCGGAAGACUGACAAUUGUGAUCUCAAAUGAGAUAUUUUAGGACAGGCAUAUUUUAAAAGAAAUGCUUAUUGUUUUUUGCUGAUAGAAACGUAGUAUAUGUUCAUUAAAGAGGAUUAGUCUAAAAAAGGAAUAAAAACCAUCCAUCUUCCCUCUAUCCAGAAAAGAGCUAACCUUUGCUGGUAUGUCCAUGAAUCUCUUUUUCAGUAUUUAAAAAUGCAUAUAAUACAAACAAAAUUCAGAGUCCUACAUAUAUACAGCUUGGCAUCUUAUUUCCUCCCCCUUCACUUAACAUGGUACCACAAGUAAUUAAUUUCCUGUGCCCCUAAUCUUUAAAAGUAGAUUUCUAGUGGCUCUAUAAUACUUUAGUUUAGGGAUCCCUGGGUGGCGCAGCGGUUUGGCACCUGCCUUUGGCCCAGGGCGCGAUCCUGGAGACCCGAGAUCGAAUCCCACAUCGGGCUCCCGGUGCAUGGAGCCUGCUUCUCCCUCCGCCUGUGUCUCUGCCUCUCUCUCUCUCUCUCUGUGACUAUCAUAAGUUAAAAAAAUAAAAUUAAAAAAAUAAUACUUUAGUUUAAAGUUCAUUCCUAUACUGUUGAAAAUUUUGGUUGUUUCAAAUCUUUUGUUAAUAUCAGUAAUGCUGUGAUGAACUAUCUUUUGUAUAAAUCUUUGACUGACUAUAUCUUUGAUGACUUACUUAGGAUAGGAUCCUAGAAAUUAGAUGAGGCAGAGGGGACUCACAUUGCUGGAAUGAGGAGUACCAAUUGAUAUCACCUUUUAGGAGUAUAUAUCAGGGAAAUGCUUCUCUCUGACCCUCUAGCUCAUGUCCCAGUGCAUUUGCUGAGCCUCCAUGUGAACAGUAGUGAGAGGUCAGUGUCAUGGCAAGGGCCUUUCUGUGCCCUGAUUGUUGUGUUUUGAGGUUCAGAGUCUUUUCUCUGCUUCCCCUUGUCUCUUACCCUUUAUUGGCUUAUUUCCUCUUGUAGCCAAUGUUUUUUGGGAACACUAUUUUAAAAACGUAAAAUAAAAGUUACAGAUAAAUAUUUUUGCGUGUACAAUACACAAGCAAUCAGUGAUUUGUUAUUCUAAAGUGAACAAGGCACAAUAUUCAGGGAUUUGUUGCUUUUUAAGAGUGCAGCCAUAAGUUACUUAUUCUUAUCCAUGUCACGGAUGGAGAUCAGAUGACAAAAUGUGUUCUGUUGAAAUAAAGCCAUGUUAAUCCCUCACUUUAGACUCUUAGGAACCCAGUAGGCAGAAAGAGCUCUUGUGCAGCUUCCUUUUUUACCUAUUACCAGCGGGCCCUAACAUUUGACUAUAAUCUAAAUUCUGAGUUUACCAUAUUUCUCUGAGUUUUUCAUUCAUUUAUCCUUUCCUCCUUUUCUUUUUCCUUCAUUAUGUCUCAUUGUCAUAGAAGGUAUCAGUUUUUACUUUUAAAGAAGAUAGUUUCCUGGCUUGCUAGUCUAUUAAUUAUUACAUAUGUUAAAAGCGUCCUUUCUAAUCUUUCAUCUUUUCUGUUGCUUAGUGGCCAUUUUUGGAAUGCCUCAUCCUUUAGGAACAGUGGGUAUCAGUUUUUCAUGGAUGAGAUAAGCUGAAUGAGGGUGUAAGAAUGAUCUUGUUAUGAUGAACUCUUGAUCUGAAUAACAAAAAUAUAAUACAUUGUCCUCAGAAUACUUUUGCUUUGGAACUCAGCAGUCUAUUUAGGUAUUCACCAAGUUACCUCCUCAUGCUGCAGCCUUAUACCUUCUGCCUGUCCCCAGUCCUGGAGCAGUUUCACUUCAGGUGAUGCCACAGGGCUUACAUGAAGCCAGGGAGCCUGCUGGUUCAAAUUACCCAUCCCACCAACCUGCUAGGAGAUGCAUUAGUCACUCCCCUUUGCUCAAGGCACCAAUGCUUGCUUGCUAAUGCCAGCAUGUUAUUCGGGAAGAUGGGAAGUCCAUUAGACUAUUAUUUCCAUCUAACCAGAUCUGUCUAUCGUUCAGUCUUGUUGGAGAUCCCUAGACACUGUGGGUAACUGGACCAAAUGGGUAAUCAUUUGGGGGAUAAUCUGGAACUUUCUUUGCAUAAGAAUGGGGAAUAUCAAACUAGUUCAGACAUCCUAGGUAUCCUCUUCUAAUGUAGGAAAGGUCAUUUUCUACUCUGAAUGGAGGUAGUUAAUUUCCUACCCUCCAGACUGAACUCAGAGCAUUUUCCCUCCUUCUAGCUUCCUUGUUAUCAAUUCUUGCAUUUUCCUCUUGCUAAGUGAGUAGUCUGUUGCCUUUCUGCCUUCAUAAGCUCUAAAAGCUACUGAGUUUGUAGUCAGCAUUAUUAUAAGCAUGAUGUGUGGUCCAAAAUAUUCUUGAGUUGGGGAGGCUUAUAUUCUACUCCUGCUUCCCAAAAAUCUCCCUUUUCAGACUUCAACAUGCUGGGGCAGAGUUUGGAUUCUGACUAUUCAGGUCACCAGGGUAUCCAUUAAGUCUUGGAUAAGAACCAAGCAAGCAUUUGAGCUUAGUAAGCUAACAGCUGAAAAGAAAUGGGAGACUGAGACCUGGGUAGUUUUAAAAGAAGUGUGUUUAUUUAGUUAGUGGAUUGAUUGGGGGGGGUGUAGCCCAUAGAUUUAACUUUCUAUUUUGCUUUUCUCUAUGCUCAGUUCUGUUGUGUGUUGGAUCAGAGGAAUGGGCUGGUGAUUUAGGUUUUGGUUCUGGCCAUUAACUGUGUAUCUUUGGACUAAUAACUUCUCUGGGCUCCUUUACCAAUAAAGUUAGAAGUUGAAGUUAGAUGUGCUAUAAGGACCCUCCUAGCUAUAGUGUUCUGUAAUACAUCCCACUGUUUCUUAUGUGGCACUUUCCCUUUGGAGCUGUGUACCUUCUGCUUCGUUGCACACCCUCAUCCCGCCCCCAGCCCUGGGAAUGGAGACUGUACAUGGAAAGAGGGGGAAUGAGGAAAGCAGGAUGCCACACCAUGUCCUCCUGGCCUCAUUGACUAGAGAGAAGCCUGCUUCCUCCAUCUGGUGUUCCACCUGGGGUCGGAAUAUACUUUUCACCAGAGAUGUGCUGUGCAUGGCCUUAGGGAACUCACAUUUCUACUUAGUUCACUAUUUAACAAUAAAAAAAGAAGAGAAAUAUUUAUCUUCAACUGCAUUGCUAGUGCUGUAAGGUUUAAUAAGAGAUAAGCACAGAAUGGAAAUGAGGCAAGUUUGCCAAGUAUUAUAGAUGGGAAGAUAUUGAGAAAGAAGGAGUAGGUGUUUCUCAUUUUAAGGAUAGGAGAAAUUAAGACUAUACUAUAGAGGACUGAAUAGAAUUAGGUACUUCAAAAAGAAAACAUUAAACCAAUAAGCUAAAAAUAUUCUCUUUUUAUGUUGUCAUGACUGCCUAAGAAAAUUGAGGGAUCCACAGUGUUAACACAUUGUUAUCCACCUGUAAGUCCUAAAACAUGAUCAACUCACAGGGAGACUGGGAAGUUUUGGGGGCCUGAAUCUUGUAUAACCCUGACUGGCCUUGGACUUUGUCCCUCUUACCUUUAUCUGGCCACCAGCAAGACAGACAUUUGUAAAACAUAAAGUUUAUAUCUUAUAAGCUAUCAAAAGACAUUUCUCUCUCUAUAUAUGUCCCUAUGACUAGACAGAGAGCAUUUCCCAGUUCAUCCUUGUGCUUAGUUUCAGUCCCAAAGAGGGUGUUGGUAUAUUGGCUUUUCUUUGUGUAGCACAGAUUUGGACCAAAUAUGCUAAAUUUGAAGCUCUUUUUAUAACAGUCGCUCAGAUAUAGACAUGAGCCCCCAUUUUCUACCAAAUUAGGGUCAUUUUGUUGCUGUAGUUCCAAAAGAUAGCCAAAAGGAAGGCUAAGGUGUAUUUCUCUGCCCUCUGAUGAACCCUAACUUCAUCUAAAAUUCUGACAUCUUUUGUUAUAUCCCAUAGAGCUAACUAGAAUUCCAGUCAGCUAGCUUAGUUUUUUCAAAUCAAAGUAUGUAUAUUUGGCCUUGAAGGUUUGGUAGGUCUGAGCUAUAGCCACAUACAUAUGGCUUCCUCUGUGUUCUUGGAUACAAUGAACAGGACUAAUGUUGGCUCCAAAAAGGGACAGAAGAUGGCUUGUGGUUAGUUUUUCUUUCUUAAAUGUUAUACAAGUGCAGAGCAGUUGGCUGCCGUCCCCCUCUCAAACCAUCAGCAGAGCUUGACCUUGGCCAAGAUUUUGCCUCAUCCUCUCGGCAUUUCAGCAUAGAGUUGCGUGUCAGCCAUGGAAUGCUUAACCAAAAGCACAUGCUGUAGUGAUGGUUUCCAAAAAGCAAGUUCUUACAAAACGUCUACAUCAUGUUGUCCUCUCAAAACAAGUUUUCUCUGAACCACCAACCCAGUAAACCUUGAAAUGACGAUUUUUGACUCUUUCAUUCAUAAAAGCUAGGAUUUUUGUUGUUAAUAAUACUUUAUUGAAGCACAGUAUAAUGAACAUACAAUAAAGUACAAAUCUUGAGAGCA